Messenger RNA from Phascolarctos cinereus (koala), 2084 nucleotides. RefSeq names its product developing brain homeobox 2 (gene DBX2). The record is from RefSeq and is a predicted model, not a curated record. Gene Ontology annotation, molecular function: DNA-binding transcription factor activity, RNA polymerase II-specific; DNA binding. Gene Ontology annotation, biological process: regulation of transcription by RNA polymerase II. NCBI's taxonomy places the organism in Eukaryota, Metazoa, Chordata, Mammalia, Diprotodontia, Phascolarctidae.
UAUAGAUGAGUGGUACACACCUUCCAGUCCACGAGGGAAAAAAACAAACCUUGUUUAACAUAGAAAAUGAGAGACACCUACCAAGUCCCCAGAGUUAUUUCCACAUUGCCUGAGAAACCUGACGAUUUACUCCUCCCUUCUUCUAAAAAAACCCCAGCCAACCCAAAUAAAUAAUAAUGAUUCGUUUCCCCAACGACCUUUUCCCAUGGUCCCUAGUCCCCUUUCUCUCUAUCUCCACCCUCUCAGCUUGCUUUAGUUUGGUGGGAGGCUGUGGCAAGGGAGCAGGAGGUAGCGGCUGAGUCUUAGACCAAAUCCAGGGGCAGCUGCCCGGCGGCAGCAAAGAGCGGAGCAGAAGAAAGCGUGGGAAAGAUCGAAUUGUUUGCCUACCUGCUCUUCUUCACCAUGCUUCCUAGUGCUUUAUCUGCCUGUACUGGCGUGUACUGGAAUAUACUGAGCUCCUCUGCACUACUAGACACAACUCCAGGCUUUGGGAACCUGGGAAAGAGUUUCCUAAUUGACAACUUGCUGCGGGCCAGCGAUGACUCUCCACAGCGUCUUCCAGCUUCUUCUUCCUUAGUAGCAGCAGCCGCAAACACCACGGCGAAAAUCCUGGAGCAUCCCCUCUCAUCCAGUCCGGUAUCCCUCAAGUUGUGCCCAGCAGCAGAACAAAUCGGAAGUCCUUAUCGGACUCAUUGGGCUUUUCAAGUGCUUAAUCCUUCGAUGGACUGCAGUCAGAUGCAUGGCCAGGCUCUAGGAAACCAAGGUGGCGCCUUCCAACUUGCUAUCCCAGCUUCUUCCAAACUUUUUUUUCUGAGAGGUCCACAAUUCUACUCAACCUGCUGUGGUGGGUCCUGUCAGCACCCUGUGUCUCCCACUGCCUCACCAAGAGAGGAUACCAUGUUGCCUCUACUGACACAGGAUUCCAGUUCCAAAGCGCAAAGAGGAAUUUUAAGAAGAGCUGUGUUUUCUAAUGAGCAGAGAAAAUCUCUGGAGAAAAUGUUUCAGAAACAGAAGUACAUCAGCAAAACAGACAGAAAGAAACUCUCCAUCAAUUUGGGACUAAAGGAGUCACAGGUGAAAAUUUGGUUUCAAAAUAGAAGAAUGAAAUGGCGAAACUGCAAAGAAAAAGAAGUGCUUUCCAACCAGCGUAUCAAGGAAGAAAGCUUUCAAGAGAAUCAAAUUUCAAGACCUACUCUAGGCUUUACUUCCCCUUGUCCCAGAGUAUGGAAAGUAUCUCAACAGCACGCAAGUUCAAGAUGGAGGGAAAAUUCACCAGAGCCUUCAGAAAAACUUAACUACGAAACUUCAUUGCAGCUACUUCCACAAGCAGAUUCCCAUCAGUCAUUGUAUUUGUACUCUGAAGCAGACACCAGAGACAAGGGAAUUACUGCAGCCAUAUGAAAAAUAACUGAAAACUGUACACUGACUACAAAAGCAGAAACUUGAAAUGGAUAUUCUUUUUAAGCUAAUACUAUUGGAACACUAAAACCAAUUAGUUUGUACGUCAGCAGUGUCUAAGCUCUUAACGCCACUGAAAAAAGUGUAGGAACUGGUGUUUUAAGAAGUGAUUCCCGUUAUUCAGUUUUCUCUCAUUUUGUUACUGUUCUUAUGCUAAAUUUGUAGUGAUAAAGAAAUUGCAAGGAAAUAUAAGUGCAAAAUGAAACCCAAAUUUGGCUUUGUUUUAUUUCACUGUUUCACAUGUGCACAUAUGCAUGUGUGCAGGUACUUAAUACUUCAAUACUUGUAAUUAAGUCAACGUGGGGACUUCUUCUACUAAUGCAGAUCACAACCCAUCUGUAUUCGAUUUUCUUGUAUAGUUGUAGUUGACCUGGUGAUGAGCCUCUCAUACAUUAACUAGGUUGAUCCAUGGACAAAAGACAUACAUUCAAUCAUCAGGUCCAUACUCAAAGCCUUUCCAAUUUUGUAGCACCUGCUAAAACACUUAUUCACCUCAAAAACCUAGGGUCACCUCCACACUAUAAUGAGGUGUUGGAGUAGGACUUUAGUUGAGGUUAUAUAUGUACAUCCUCACAUGUAUUUAUACAGAUACAUUUAUCUUUAUAGCUCUGUGUCUACCUAUAUGA